Messenger RNA from Nothobranchius furzeri (turquoise killifish), 4956 nucleotides. It is a transcript of the gene clstn3, whose product is annotated as calsyntenin 3. Gene Ontology annotation, molecular function: X11-like protein binding; amyloid-beta binding; kinesin binding. The record is from RefSeq and is a predicted model, not a curated record. Gene Ontology annotation, biological process: positive regulation of synaptic transmission; homophilic cell-cell adhesion; positive regulation of synapse assembly. Gene Ontology annotation, cellular component: postsynaptic membrane; cell surface. Lineage: Eukaryota; Metazoa; Chordata; Actinopteri; Cyprinodontiformes; Nothobranchiidae.
CGUCCGUCGGAUCCUCUUCCUCCUCCACGCAUCUCCUCCCUCCUGAACACCUCCCCCCGUGGCUGCGCGUUGGUUUUUCGGGCUCCAGGAGCAGAUCCAUCCCUCUCCUCCACCUGGAGGCUUUUUCCCCCCGCUGUUGCUCCCAGCCUGCCGGGGUUUGCCGAGCCGAGCGGCAGGGACGCGAGAGGCGGAUGCUGCGAGCGUAGAGGAGGCAGGGUACCAGCCAGGAGCAUCACCGCACUCACCACGAUGGACAGAAUGAUUUUUCUCUCCCUCCUCCUUUGCUUGACUUCAGUUGCCAAUGGCAACAAAGCCAAUAAGCACAAGCCAUGGAUCGAGACGGAGUACCAGGGGAUUGUCAUGGAGAACGACAACACCGUCCUGCUCAACCCCCCUCUCUUUGCUCUGGACAAAGAUGCUCCACUUCACUACGCUGGUGAAAUCUGCGGGUUUCGGGUUCAUAAUGGUCCCCUGGGGUCAGGUUCAGUCCAGUUUGAAGCUGUGGUUCUGGACCGCUCCACCGGUGAAGGUCUGGUCCGGUCCAAGGAGCCGCUGGACUGUGAGAGCCAGCGGGAGCACAGCUUCACCAUCCAGGCCUACGACUGUGGGGAGGGACCUGAUGGAGUCAACAGCAAGAAAUCCCACAAGGCCACAGUGCACGUCCGUGUAAACGACGUCAACGAGUUCUCCCCCGUGUUUGUGGAACGUCGCUAUGAGGCUUCGGUCCCAGAGGGCCGUCUGUUCGACCGAAUCGUACGCGUGGAGGCUCUGGAUGCCGACUGCUCCCCGCAGUACAGCCAGAUCUGUUUCUAUGACAUCAUCACUCCCAAUGUCCCCUUUGCUAUUGACAACGACGGUAACAUUAAGAGCACCGAGCCGUUGGAUUCAAAGCGGCAGCGCGUUCACACCUUCUGGGUGACCGCCUUCGACUGUGGAAAGAAUCGUGCUCAGGCUGACGCCCAGGUCGUCGUCACGGUCAAACCGUCCUGCAAACCCGGCUGGAUUGGAUGGACAAAGCGUGUAGAGUACACACCUGGGUCAGGGAGCAUUCCUCUGUUCCCCGGCCUGCAUUUGGAGACCUGUGAAGAGACCGUGUGGAACAUCCAGGCCACCGUAGAGCUCCAGACCGGCCACAUUGGGAAGGGUUGCGACAGGGACAGCUACUCCGACCGAUCAGUGCGACGACUGUGUGGUGCCGUCAGAGGUGAAGUAGACCUCCUCCCACCUCCGUCGCCUGCAGCCAACUGGACCGCAGCUCUGCCCACUCUCCCUUCUUCGGAUUCAUCUCUGGUUUUCUCGUUCAACGGGUCCAAUCAUGUUGCUGUGGUGCCUGACUUGAUUGUGUCCGCGUUGUCAGGCGACCACUUUACCCUUCAGCUGUGGAUGCGUCGGGGCGGGGCUAACCUCCAGCCCUCAACCACUCAAUCCAGAGGAAAUCGCAAGGAGGAGGAGACUAUUGUGUGCAGCACUGUCAAGAAUGAGGACUCCUACUCUCAUUACUCCCUCUCUGUCCACGGCUGCCGCCUCUCCCUCUUUUACUGGCCGGAUGUCUCGGCUGCACGGCCCGUCAAGUUCUUGUGGAAACUAGAGCAGGUGUGCGACAGCGAGUGGCAUCAUCUCUCGCUCAGUGUCCACUACCCGUCAGUGACACUCUAUGUGGAUGGUGUGACCUUUGACCCCGCUAUCAUCCACGACAACGGAGCCAUCCCCAAUCCCGCUCCCCAUCAGAGGAUGCUCAUUGGAGCCUGCUGGGAGCCUGAAGAGAAGCAGAAGGCGAUAGUAAACAACACCAUCCCAGAAGGAAAAGACUCAGUGAAGUAUGUGGGUGGUUACCACGGCUUGUUGUCGGGGGUGACGGUGCGUCCGGGCAGCGUGGAGCCCCACAGCGUGGUGGAGUGUCUGUACGCCUGUAGGGAGGGACUGGACUUUGGAGACCUGGAGACUCUGGGGUCUGGAAUGAAGGUGCACGUGAACCCGAGCCAGUCCGUGUUGGUGCUGGAGGGAGACGACAUAGAGAGCUUUAACCGAGCAGUGCAGCAGGUCACCUACAGGAACUCGCUUCGAUUUGCCACCCCUGGAGUCCGUCCACUAAAGCUCACUACCUCUCUUAGAUGUUUCAAUGAAGAGAGCUGCCUUUCCCUCAAGCAGCUGGAAGGCUAUCUGGUGGUUCUGCAGCCGGACGCCCCUCAGAUCUCUCUGUCUGGGGUAGGCCCACAUCUGGCCCGUCCAGCCCCCGAGUUCGAAAGCCCCAGCGGGGUUCCCCUCUUCCCAGAACUCCGGAUCGUUUGUUCACUCUCUCACGCCAUCAACACAGCUGCACAGGGGAUGGAGGGUGGAGCUCUGAUGUCGGAUGCCGUCGCCCACACUUUAGAUGGUUGUGAGGUGCAGCCACUGGGGGAGGAGCUAAACCUGGAGAAGGAGGAGCUUCUGGUGGACAUGGACCUCGUUCGAGAGCGAGGGUUGGAGAUCAUCAAUACGACAGCUUACAUUGCCAUUACAGGAGCUGAAUCCAUCUCCGUGUAUGAGGACGUCCUUCGCUCUGUCCGAUACCGUCUGGCCAAAGGCUCGGCUCGUUUUGAGAGGAGGUUCCGCCUGUCCUGCUCCGAGAUGAAUGGCAGAUACACGAGCAACGAGUUGACUCUGGAGGUGAACUUCCUCCACUCCUUGGACAGCCUCUACCACCCGUCCCACCUGCUGGCUUCACAGCAGCAGUUUCUCCAUCCAUCCCACCAUUCUGGAGAGCUGAGUGGACACACUUUGCCCAAUCCACACCGGAACUCAGUGGUUCCAGGAGCAGCCACCGUCAUCAUCAUGGUGUGUGUGGGUUUCCUGGUUGUCAUGGUAAUCCUAGGUGUCUUCCGAAUUCGUUCCAUCCAUCGCCGAGGCGACAGUGCAAGGGGAGGGGCAAAGGAAGGAAGCAGCCAAUGGGAUGACUCAGCACUCACCAUCAUCGUCAACCCAAUGGAGCGUGUGCUCCCACAGACCUACGAAUCUCCUAUGGGCAUCUCUGCCGACACGGAGGGGGAGGGGGAGGAAGACGAGGAGGCAGCAGAGUCACCCGACGAUGCGAGCGACGACCAGCGAAUCAUCAUCAAGAAGGAGGGCAAAGAUGGAAACGCCCGUCGCUACUGAGCCACAUGUAUCUCUGCACGAGUUCUCAUGGAAACCACAAGAUCAGCGCUCCUCACACACACACACACACACACACACACACACACACACACACAAACACACACACACUUUUAACAUCAACUGCUGACACCACAUGUAUAAGGAAUGUAUGCUUACAAACACAACGCACAAUCACUGUAACACUCAACGCCAUAUGUGACCUAUAGCCAACAACCGGCUGUCGUUCUCCACCUAAAUGUUCAAUGGCACAAUGUAAACAGUCAAUGUAAUUAAAUCGCCUAACUAAGCCCCACCAAAAUUAUAUGUGGUCGAAAUCACAACACGGUGUCUGUGAAGUGCAAGGCUGGUUGAAAGGGACUGUUUUGUUUAAAUAACUGAUUGUAUUCUUCCUUUCUUAAUGAAAAAAGUCAAAUCUUCAAACCUGAAGUACGGUUUCUGGGCAAAGACGGAAUCCUUGAUGUUCACAUGUUUGAACUUGUUUAAUGAACUGACUCAAAAGGUCUUUGCACAAGCCCUUUUCUCCCUAUUUCUAUCAUCUCCUGAAAUAUCUCUUCUCCACCACAUUGUGAAGGCAAUGCGCUCACCUAUUGUGUUUAUAAAACCUCAAAUCAGAUCUCCUCACAUGCUUUUUUAUAGCAAGAUUGGUCUCCUACAUCCAUUCUUUGCUGUAUUUUGUUUACCCCCCCCCCCCCCCCCCCAACAACAUCGGAGCACGCACCAACCUCAGACCUCAACCUUCAUACAGGCGCUACUUCUGCAACACUCCAUAAAUACAAAAGCCUUCAAAAAAACAUGAAAUACUUUCUAAUUCAACUUGUUUUCAGCUUCAAACUGGAGUCUUUGCAAAGUUCCAGCUCGUGCAUUAGGAUGACAAAAGCAGCGCCUGACCUCUGACCCCCUGCCUGCCCAUCCAUGUCGCCCUCUGCACCAUUUCUCUCACUGUACACUCCUCAACUGAAUGUCACACGCAAACACACAAGAACACAGCAUCUACACCGCCACCUUAGUUUUUUCCAGAAUGUCCGCUCAGCUUGGGCAGUUUUGAUUGUAAUGAAUUUUCUGUACAUACAAAAUAUUGUUAUAUCUAUUAUUAUUAUUAUUAUUUUGUGUUCACUCUUUCUCUUUCCAGCACAUUUUAAGAGGGAGGCAAAUUGUGAUUUUCUUUCUUUUUUCCAUUUAAGGAAUCACCUUUCCAGCAUCAGAAAAUACUAUAAUGAUAAUAAUGAUAAUAAGAAUACUAUUAAUAUUAGUAGUGAUAAGGAUGAUCAUCUCCGGCUUGAUGAGUGUCUCUUUAGUUGUGUGUAAUAUUGUUGUAAUUUAAGCAUAUGUUCAUAUAAAUGAAAAGUAAAAAGGAGGGCACAUUGUUGUGAUGCUUCAAUACGUCUCACUCAUUCAUGCAUUAGACUGCAGGGUCAUUUUUCUUUCUUCCCAUUUAAAGAUAAAAUGCUUUUUAUUAUUAUCAUUAUUCCAAAUCUUAUUCAAAUGUCAUUUUCAGUCCUCUGAAUGUACAACUGUGUGCUUCUCCUCACCUUUCCCUCCUUCCACCUUCCUGCCCCCCCCCCCCCACCUCUCCCUCCGUGUCUCUUGCUGUCUGUCUGUGUAGCCUAUUAAUGUGCAGUGCGAAGGCUGUCAGUACAUAAAGCCUGUUGUUUUUGAGUGUGACGUUAAGAAGGAUUAAACAUUGCAUUGAAUAAUAACUUAUAUUAUUACUAUGUUCAGACUUUAUCUGUAAUAAUUAUAAAAUGCCAACAUGGAUUAUGCUAAGUAAUUAACUGUGGGAAAACGUUACAAAAUUCAUAAUAAAAACACUAUAUGACAUCUCCA